AACGAUCCCAAGAAGCAAUUAAAAGAAGCAACAAAAGUAAAAUUCAUCAGGAGUAUACAAAACAAAACAAAUACUAUGUUGAUUUGUCUCUUGUUUUCUUAAAGAAUCAUACAACUAACUUUAACUCUCAUCAGAUUCAACUCAUAAUAUGAAUCUCUUCUUCUUCGUCUUUCUCUUUUCUCUUCUUUUUUCUUCUCUGUUUAAUCUCUCUUUUGCAAGAGGUGGCUUUCGCAGCUCCAUAAAUGUUUCAGGUGUUGUGAAUGGUAGCUUUGCAGCUUCAGCUAGACAUUUGUUUGCAGAUAUCAAUGUUCCUUUCUCUGAAGAACAGCACUUGAAAAGACUUGAAGAAUUGGCAAAAGAUUAUAUGUCAAAUUCUGAGCUUGAGAAUGCCAUCAUGUCAUUGAAUCGUAGGUGCAGUAAGAUAUCCAGAGUGUACAGCAUUGGAAAGAGUGUCCUGGGAGUUCCAUUGUGGGUGAUGGAAAUUUCUGACAAACCAGGCAAGGAAGAGGCUGAGCCUUCUUUUAAGUACAUUGGCAAUGUGCAUGGGGAUGAACCUGUAGGCCGUGAGCUUCUAAUUCUUCUGGCCAAUUGGCUUUGCGAUAAUUAUAUGAAGGAUCCCUUGGCUACCCUGAUUGUAGACAAUGUUCAUCUUCACAUACUCCCUUCAAUGAAUCCAGACGGGUUUUCAUUGAGGAGGCGUGGAAAUGCAAACAAUGUUGAUUUGAACCGAGACUUUCCUGACCAGUUCUUUCCCAUGAAUGAUGAUCCUGGUGCACAUCAACCUGAAACAAAAGCCAUUAUGCGUUGGUUGGAGGAGAUGCACUUCACAGCAUCUGCUAGUCUGCACGGGGGAGCACUUGUAGCAAAUUAUCCAUGGGAUGGAACUGAGAACAAAAAAAAAUAUUAUUAUGGCUGUCCAGAUGAUGAAACAUUCAGACAGAUGGCUAGCAUUUACAGUCAUUCCCACCAUAACAUGUCUCUAAGCAAGGAGUUUCCAGGAGGAAUUACAAAUGGUGCAUAUUGGUAUCCAAUCUAUGGAGGCAUGCAAGACUGGAAUUACUUACAUGGCGGUUGUUUUGAACUGACUCUAGAGAUCAGUGAUGACAAAUGGCCUAAUGCAAGUGAGCUUCCUACUCUUUUUGAGUACAACAAAAUGAGUAUGCUAAAUCUUGUUGCAAGCCUUAUGAAGACAGGAAUACACGGAAGGAUUUUCUCAUCUGAUGAGGGGAGGCCUUUACCUGCCUCAAUAGCAAUAAAAGGAAUAAAUUCCACGAUACAUGCAAGGGAAACAUUAGCUGAUUACCACCGCUUGCUGGUGCCUGGGGGGAAAUAUGAAGUGGUAGCAACAAUGCCAGGAUACAAAUCAAGGAGUACAAAAAUUAUGUUGGGGGAAGAAGCAAUGACACUGGAUUUUGUUAUGGAUCCAGUAAUCACUCCCACAAAUAGUUUCUUGCAAAGGGGAUGGAGUUGCAGUUUGCCAGGUCCUCAUUUAGAAGUUUUUUUAAUUUUGGUUUUGGUAUUAGUUUCAAUAUUCCUCUGCUUUUUAUUGAAGAGGAGAGUAGUAUUAAACUAUCCAAAACAGAGACAAACAAAAAGGUCUGUUGUUGGGGUAUGAAGUUAGCACACACGUUUUCGGGAUAUAAUAUUUGUAAGACUGAAAAAUAUAUACUCGUGAUACUAAUAGUGAAAAAAAUCAUCAUAUUUCCUUCA
Messenger RNA from Lycium barbarum (goji berry), 1710 nucleotides. Its product is annotated as carboxypeptidase SOL1. The record is from RefSeq and is a predicted model, not a curated record. The transcript has 15 exons. Gene Ontology annotation, molecular function: zinc ion binding; metallocarboxypeptidase activity. Bases 149 to 1615 code for a protein of 488 amino acids. NCBI's taxonomy places the organism in Eukaryota, Viridiplantae, Streptophyta, Magnoliopsida, Solanales, Solanaceae. Gene Ontology annotation, biological process: proteolysis.